Molecule: messenger RNA, 2417 nt
Organism: Prorocentrum cordatum
Lineage: Eukaryota; Dinophyceae; Prorocentrales; Prorocentraceae
Source: the annotation of a GenBank genome assembly
AGGCACGGUGGGAGAGCUGCGGCGGCCUGGAGCUCGACCCCGUGCUCGGCAGUGGAGCGGUCGUCCUGAUGGACGCGGAGUGGAUGGUGAGGCGAGCGCGCACUGGCGGCGUCCUCGAGCCGCGCCAGGCGUUGCCGCCGACGGCCUUCAUUUCCCACAGCGCCGUCAAAGCCGCGGGUGAUUUUCUGCUGCCCAUCGCGUGCAUAUCACACUGCUGGCUGCAGGCGAACCACCCGGAUCCACGCGGGCACAACCUGCGCAUCGUGGGCCAGGCCCUGCAGCUGCUGCUGGUUUUUUUGAGGAGGAGCAGUGACCGCUGGGGUGUAUUCAUGGACUUCUGCUGCAUCCAUCAAAACUGCAGGGACCGCGAGGGCGUUCCCCAGCAGCACACCUACCAGCGGCUCGAAGGCUCAGAUUCGUUCGAGGACGAUGCCCUCGGCCGCUUCGAGCUGGAGCAUGCGCUCUUCAAGGAGGCAUUGGGGAGCCUGGGGAGCUUCUACUCCCACCCCGAAACUGUCGUCUUCAUGCUGACGCGGUUUCCAGAUGAUUACGGCGAUGCUGCAAAGUACACCCGGUCGGGCAACACGGAGCAGUACUUCAACCGUGGCUGGUGCUUCUGCGAGUCCUCCUGGGGGAUGCUGACGAAGCCGUCUAUCAGGCUCUUGGACCUCGGCCGAUGCACGGGAGCGGAGACCCACUACCGGAAGUUGAGGGAGACCUGCGCCGCGGGGCGCCGGGUGCCCCUCCUGCCCGACGCCUUCGACGUGGAGCUGGAGAGCAAGGGCUUCACCAACGGCAAGGACGACCGGCCCCGGGUCGCCGAGCUCUACCGCUCCGCCUUCGCGCAGCGCUUCGAGGCCGCGAAGGAGCUGCACUACAACGUGCUGCAGUGGGGGGACGAGGAGGCGCAGCAGCUGGCCGCCGUGCUCGCCUCGGGCGCCGCGCCCCGGCUGCAGGCGCUCUUCCUCCAGAACAACCGCGUGGGCGACGAGGGCGCCGCGCGGCUGGCGGAGGCCCUGCGCGCCCCGGGCGCGCUGCCCCGGCUGCGGCAGCUCGACCUCCAGAACAACCGCGUGGGCGGGCCGGGCCGGGCGGCGCUGCGCGCCGCGUGGGCGGAGGCCGGGCGCUGGGAGGGCGGCCUGGACCUCGGCGACUGAGGAGGGCCGGGCGCGGCGCGGCGCGCGGCCGUCCGAGGCGCGCGGCGCGAGAGGUGAGACCGCGAAAGCGUUUGCGAGGGAAGGUUAGCCUCGCCGCCGUCGCCCUCUGCCAAACCCAGGCUGGUUGGACCACUGCCUUGAGUGAAUGACGUAGGAGCGCCCGUGCGCUGUGUCUGGUGCAUUGUCCACGACGGACCGCUGCACUUCCAAGUCUAUAAUGAUUCGGAUAUUUGUUUCUCGGCGCCUACCCUACAGAAUAUGCCGCAUCCAAUACUAGGAUUGCUUUCGACGCCUCGCCUCGCAGUAGCCUUCAUCACAAUUGCAGGCUGACCACGUGGCCUCAAGGUAGGCUGAGCUUGGUUCCAGAAGUAUUUUCCAUGUGCUCAUCUGUUUCCAUCCGUGCGAUGAGAGAAGUCGGUGUCGGUCGAGUAUCUCUCUCGACGCGUACCGAGCACGUCCGUCUUUUUGCCACAGGGGGAAGGAGACAGAGCUCGAAGGGCCAGCUUUCCCCAAAAAGUGAGUGCCGUACCGUGGAGGACUUCGCUCGACUCUCCUGUGGUAUCGGCUGCGCGUGCCGGGGUUCCGCCCGGGGCCCGCCUGGUGGGCGCCCUCCCCAGAGCUCAAGCGACGCCCCUCGUGCUGGGAGAGGGCGUGCCUGGCUUUCGCCCUGUGCCCUCGUGCCCGCCUGGCGCUCGUGGCCGCCUCGUGGGCGCUUCGUGCGCUGGGCGGUGUGGAGGGGACGAAUGGUUGGGAGCCAUAAGGCAGGCUGACCGGGUGGUAGCAGUCCACAGUCAUUUCAAGCUCCUCGCCUUGUAUCUUGCCUGGCCUCUUCUGCCGCGCUUGCCGUUGGCGUGGCGGCAUCGAGUUGGUUGCCGCAUCUCUUUGUAGGCAUAUUCGCAUGCAGGUGGUGAGUUCGUUGCCCAGCUGGAACGGAUGUCAGGCGGACGGAUGGUGCGGUAUUCACUUUCGCACAUGACGUCUGGCGCCCCGCAAGUCCUCUGAUGAUAGUUUGGCCCGGCUCCCAGCUGCUGGCAAUCACCUGAGGCGUUGUCAUGCCUUUUCUCCCUCCUCCCAUCGUGCUUUCUCCUCCCUCCUCCCCCUCCUCCUCUCUAAUCCCCCCACGUGCCUCGUGCUCCCUCCUCUCCUUCCCGAGGCCUUGCCGCCCAGGCUCGGUGGUCGGCCUCUCGGAAGACGCCGGGGCCCGUCCACGGCCACGCGGUCAGUCGAGAGCUCGCCCUGCCCCAGCCGCGCCGAGAGGGA